GGAGAGAUCACUCAUUGUUACCAUCUACCUGUAAUACCGGGACCUGAGAGACGGAUCCGAGGACGCUGCAGCUUCAGGGUCACUGCCCACCGGCUCCUGUCACAUUGCAGGAUAUUUGGGGUGAGCACGUAGCAGGGACCCCCCUUACUGAUGACGUGGUUCCGGCUCGCGGCAUGGUGCCUCUGGGUCUUCUACAUGGUGGACGCUCAGUGGAGGCAGCUGGGAAUGUGUGAAGAUUACUUUGACGACCAAUAUGUUGGAUGCCUCAACCAAAUGCAGGCCCUAGCGCCAGAUUUACUGAGGAAGGAAAGGCAGAAUGACAAGGAAUUGGACAUUGCUUGGAAAAAUGCUUCUGAAACUUGGCUGAUAAAAAAGUCCUCAAUGAAAACUCUUCCUGAGGGAUUUAAAGAUGAACAUGGGAUAGCGCUAUUAGUGCACGUCAAUAGUGAAACUAAGUUAAAACACGCUGUAGUGCAAUAUGAAAUGGAUCCCCAAUCAUUCAUGUACCACUCAUUCCAUUUUUACCUCACCAGAGCCAUGACUUUGCUCCGAGCCGGGUGUGAUGGGAAACCACUGACCACCUAUAUAGGGACAAACAUUAUCAGUUAUCCACCUCUUGGGUCCCUGCACCAUGUCAGACUCCAAGAUUUUCUUUCUACAACUGUUGACUUCAGUCUGGCGCAGACGUUUGGUAACGUGUCUUUCUUCAAUAUCACCACAUGCUUCGGGGUAGAAGUACACAACUUCUCCUUUAGACCUUUCGAGAAAGAGGUGAUGAUUCCAGUGAAUGAGGUGUUUCAUGUCUCUGAAAACAUCAAGGAGGGGAACAUAUUCAUCCUGCAGAGCACUGAGAAGAGGUGCAGCUACUACAACUGUGCCUACCUGGGAGGUAAUAAGAGCCGUUACUGCAAAAUUAGACCAGAUCCAAAUACAGCAAAGUCCAGUGAAGCAGCGACGGUGCCCCUGCUGGUUGGUUUGGGUAUUGGUGUCAGUUUCGUGACACGCUGAUUCUAUAACGGUGGUUCUGAUCCCCGCUGGAUAGAGAUGUAGGUGGCUGCAUCGUAGUGGAGGUCCCGCAGCAGUAAUCCACCGAAUGGGACGGCUUCUAUCUUCUGAUACAUAAUAAAGAUUUCUGCAUAACG
Molecule: messenger RNA, 1142 nt
Organism: Pseudophryne corroboree (corroboree frog)
Lineage: Eukaryota; Metazoa; Chordata; Amphibia; Anura; Myobatrachidae
Product: ecto-ADP-ribosyltransferase 5-like
Exons: 5
Coding region: 151-1008 (285 amino acids)
Molecular function (GO): NAD+ poly-ADP-ribosyltransferase activity; NAD+-protein-arginine ADP-ribosyltransferase activity
Source: RefSeq, a predicted model, not a curated record